UUCUUCUUUGUUUAUUUUUGUUAGGGAAAGAAACCCUUUUCUUUUCCUCUGAAAGCCUUAAUUGGGCUUACCUUAAAGUUAACAACUUUUGUCUCUGGAAUUUCUGGGUAGACAUGGUUUCUGAAUUAAUAAAUGCGAACCCAACCGUGUACGAGAAGAAAGAGCGUCGAGCUCGAAGCGCGCCCAGUGAUUAUGCGGAUGAGUACGCCGUGGAACCCAUUGACCAACCAGAAGUUUUUGAUCAUAUAAGAGAUAUAAAAGACCCGGAGCACCCAUACUCUUUGGAGGAGCUCAAAGUUAUAACAGAAGAUGCAAUCGAAGUAGAUGACAAGCAAAGUUAUGUUAGGGUCACAUUUACUCCCACAGUUGAACAUUGUAGCAUGGCAACAAUUAUUGGGCUUUGCUUGCGAGUGAAACUUUUGAGGAGCUUGCCCUCUCGUUACAAGAUUGAUAUAAGGGUAGCCCCUGGAUCUCAUGCAUCUGAAGCUGCAGUUAACAAACAACUGAAUGAUAAAGAACGGGUGGCAGCAGCACUGGAGAACCCAAAUCUCGUGGAUAUGGUUGAUGAAUGCCUGGCUCCGUCUUUUGGUUGAACCAUGGCUAGCAUAUGAUUUUCUUUCCCCAUCUCAUACUUGCAUUUUUGGCCGUUUAUGUUGUAUAAUCUGAGAUAGAUAUAAUUUGAAUGUCGUGUGAAUUUUUAUCAAGUCUUGUAAUGUAGCUGAUUAUAUUGAUUCAUAGAGUUUUCUGGCAACUUAGAAAUGUGACAACAUUGUAUAUCAA
Messenger RNA from Corylus avellana, 780 nucleotides. The record is from RefSeq and is a predicted model, not a curated record. NCBI's taxonomy places the organism in Eukaryota, Viridiplantae, Streptophyta, Magnoliopsida, Fagales, Betulaceae.